This is a messenger RNA of Nilaparvata lugens (brown planthopper), 425 nucleotides long. RefSeq lists its product as uncharacterized. The transcript has 2 exons. The annotation marks the transcript as partial. NCBI's taxonomy places the organism in Eukaryota, Metazoa, Arthropoda, Insecta, Hemiptera, Delphacidae. The record is from RefSeq and is a predicted model, not a curated record.
ACUACCACAUCCGUCCGAUCCGCCCCUUCUCUCUAACCUGGACCCAAUGCUCGCCGCCUCCGCGUCCGCCUCCGCCCGCAUCCCCCGACCUUCUCUCAGCCCUGCCGCCCCCACCGGCCACAUCUCGGUGGGUGACACACAAGACGUUCACCCUGGUGCAGUAUGCCGACGCCUUGUGGGUGCGCUACAUGUGGUCUGUUUAUCUAGUGGCCCUGGUGUGGGUCAGCCAGUUUGUGCUAUCCUGUCAACAGAUGGGGUAGCUGGGGCAGUGGCCAGUGGUACUUUAAUGGGUGGAAGAAAACGACAAAAUCACCAGUGCUGACUUCUUUCAGACAUAUGAUAUGCUAUCACCUCGGCACCAUGGCCAAGGGAUCCCUACUCAUCACAAUCUUCAAGCUGCCAAGACUCAUCUUGACCUAUCUCCA